Drosophila innubila is the source of this 2824-nucleotide messenger RNA. It is a transcript of the gene fs(1)K10, whose product is annotated as DNA-binding protein K10. Gene Ontology annotation, molecular function: actin binding; microtubule binding. NCBI's taxonomy places the organism in Eukaryota, Metazoa, Arthropoda, Insecta, Diptera, Drosophilidae. Gene Ontology annotation, biological process: actin filament polymerization. The transcript has 2 exons. Gene Ontology annotation, cellular component: actin filament; cytoplasm. The record is from RefSeq and is a predicted model, not a curated record. Bases 106 to 1488 code for a protein of 460 amino acids.
CACAUUUAAGCGUGUGAUUGAAUUGUGUGUUUUUUUUUUCACAUCUGGCUGUCCGUCAGAGCGAAGUGUUUAAAAUUGAAAUAAUUGUCGUAAUUGUCGUCUUAAAUGGUAUCGAAGAACAAUAAUUUCCAAUCGAACCGGACCAUGCAGCAGCCGCAGCAGCAGCAACAGCGUCAGAAUGUACGUGCUGCAAUUGCACCGUAUCGCAAACCGUUCCGGCCUCAGGUGCAGUCGCAGUCGCAAAACCAAUUGAUGUACACAUCCUGCCAGAUGCCCAGUGAUCCUCUCUAUGUGGACUUUAAUAGACCAGCGCCAGCACCGCCAGCACCAUCGACUAAAUCCACAGUGCCAGCGGUGUCCACAACCAACUCCGCAAAUGGAUCUGGAUCAGAUGGUGGCGGUAAAAAGAAGUUGACGAAAGGUAAACAGCUGAAAGGCAACAAGCAGCAGCAGCAGCAAUAUGUUCCACAGAUGCAGAUGCAGCAGAUGCAGAUGGCGAUGCCAAUGCAUGGCGCUGGAGGCGACAAUGGUUGGCAGCCGCAUCCGCAGCAGCGUUUCCAUGCGCCGAAUGCCAAUCGCUUCAAUGGACCGCAACGCAAUGGCUUUAAUCGCGGCGGAGGAGGACCCGCGAAUCGGGGCAGCGGCGGAGGACGUCAUAUGAUGGGACCCAUGGGUCCAGGACCAGGUCCAAUGGGUGCACGCCGUUGUCCGGGUCCGGGUCAAGGACCGGGACCAGUUGGCGGACCACCAUUUCCUCCGAUGCCAUUUCAAGCACCCAUACCGCCCAUGCGCUGCCCAAUGCCACCAAUGGGCGGACCACCGCCUCCUCCACCAUUCAUGCGACGCAAUGGACGCGGAGUUCCACCGCUGCCGCCGCCGCUGAUGGGUCCGCACAUGCUGGGACCACGGAUGCGUCCACGCGGCAUGCCACCUGGCCACGGACCCGUUCCCGUUCCCUUCAAUAUGGCCCACAUGAAUGGCAAUCUCAAUCUCAAUGGUCGCAAGAUCAAGAAACCCAACGCCAAACUGAUCAAACAGGCGGUCAAGGGGAAGAGCACCAUCAAGACGCUGAAAAAUCUGGUGAAUCAGUAUCCCAUUGAUAAGCCCUGGGUGAACGAUGAGAUCCGUGCCGUCCAUGUCGAGAAGCUGGACAUUGAGAAUCGUUUGAAGGGCAACAAGGACGAUCAGCUUUUUGCCCAGUUCAAAGUGCAGCGCGAUAAAUUUGUAUCGAUGUAUGAAACGGCUCGUGAGGAUUAUCUAAAACAGGAGGCCGCUUCGGUUAUGGCUAAGGAUGCCAAAGACAAAGACAAAGACAAUGACAAAAAUGCAAAUUCAAAUCAGAACGCUGUCGCUAAGGUCGGAAAUGCAAAAAAUGAAACAAGUCCAAUAAAAGACCAAAAUCAAACCGAAUCAAAUGAAAAUGUGCAACAGCAGCAGCAACAACAACAAAAGACACAACAGCAACUGGCUUUAAAAAAGAUUAAAUAAUUAAAUUCAGCAAAUUCAACAAAUGCGAAAUUGCAAAACAGCAAGAGAAACUAAAGAAGCAAACAAAAUGUGAAAAUAAUAAUUUUAUAACAUAAUUAUUAACUGCAAAUGGCAAGCAAACCAACAAACUAAUUUAACAAAUUACAAAUAAAAAAAAGGCAAACAAGAAAUUGAAUUAAUGUAACAAGCAACAAUAAUCAUAAGAAAGUCAGCCAAACCAACAUUUGAGUCGUAUUCUUGUUUUAGCGACUGAGAACUGAGCUUAAUUACAAAUUACAAAAAGAAAAUAAAAAAUAAUUAUAUUAAAUUUAAAUCAUAAUAAAUAUGUAAUAAAAGAAAUAGCUGUAAAUUGCAACAGAAAAAAGCAAACUAAGUAACAAUGCCUCCAUUAAAUAUAAUAAUAUUAUUAAUUACAUCAUUAUUUAUUUUAACUUAUAUGCUUCGAUUCAAUUCAAAUAAUUGUUGAUCGCAACUCUAACGAUUCGUCAUUGAACUUUAACGUUAGAGUUAGCAUCACGUAACGUAACGUAACGUAACGUCUCGCAUUGUAAUUAUCUGUUACAUGUUAAGCAAACUAAUGAAAAUGAAAAAAGAAACAAAAAUGUUUAAACAAUGCCAGUUUGUAUCCUAGUUAAUAUUUCACAUAACGCUGAAGUACAUUUCCUUUUAUUUAUAGUUACAUAUAUACAGAUAUAUAUAUAUAUAUACAUAUAUUCAUUUAAAUGUAUGUGUAUUGGUGCAAAGGAAAUUUACUACAGUUUGCAAUUGUUCGAGUCUUGUUAUAUUCACUACGAAACAACAACAAGUAAUUAAUUUUUGUUUAAUUGUAUUUUUAAAUUAAUUCUUAAAAAUUACGAAUUAAGAUUUGAGUUUAACAUAAUAUUGUUUAUUGUGUGCAUCGACUCUUUGUUUUUGUGUUUUUCUCUUCUCCUUCUACUUUUCCCACUGCUGUUUCUACUUCUACUUCUUUCUGUUCUUGUUCUUUAUUCUUUUUCGCUAUUUUUUUUUUUUUUUUGGUCUGUUUAUUUAUAGAUUCAUAUACCCCUCUCCCCUUUCCACCUUCUCGAAUCGCACAUUAACAAUAGCAUUAGAUUCACGCAAUAUCUUCGUAAGAUUCAUUAAUUGCUUAUUAGAUUAAAUCAUUUUUGCAAUUCUUAUGUACAUAAAUAUAUAUUUACUCGUCAAAGGCAUCUUGAGAUUAUUGUAAAUUCUAUUAAAAAAAAAAAAAACAAAACAAAAACCAAACACACACAUAUACAAAUAAACACAUUUACACUACAUAUGUAUUGAACUAUAAAAUUAUAAAACAAAUACAUAAACCAUUAUUAAACAUAAA